AUGGUAAGCAGAGCACCCACGCACAAUGCACAUGGAAGAGAUGCAUACUACAUCCGUCAUACAAUCAAUCUCUCUCUCUCUCUCUCUCACUCUUUCUCUGACACACAAAAUCUUACAGGUGCUCCGGUGCAAAAGCCAGCAGCCAGCCAGCGUAUCGGCAACCAACUGCGUGCCACGACGCUCCUCCAGGACAUCAAUCUCCUCGAGCUGAUCCAGCACCUGACCCAUGAGCGUAUCCCAGAGCGCCUGGUUCACGCCAGGGGCACAGGCGCCCACGGCUACUUCGAAGUGACAGACGACAUCACGGACUUGACCAGCGCCGCGUUCCUGAACCGGGUGGGCAAGAGGACUCCACUGUUCACGCGUUUCUCGACCGUCGCUGGCGAGCGUGCGUCGGCCGAGACGGUGCGCGACACCCGUGGGUUUGCCUUUAAGCUCCGGACCGAGGAGGGCAUCCUCGACUGGCUGUUCCUGUCCACGCCUGUGUUCCCCAUCCGUGACGGCGCCAAGUUCCCGUCCUUCACACACGCCACCAAGAGGAACCCCAAGAGCGGCCUGCCGGACCACAGCAUGUUCUGGGACUACUUCACCCAUAACGAGGAGGCCAUUCACUUCCUCAUGUUUCUCUUUAGUGACCGGGCCACGCCUGUCAACUUUCAGCAUGCCGACUGCUUCAGCAUCAACUGCUACAAGUUCACCAAGCCUGAUGGCAAGUUUGUCUACGUGCGCAUCCACGUCAAGACAAACCAGGGGGUCGAGAACUUUACCGUCGCCGAGGCCGCCACCGUAGCAGGCGAGGAUCCAGACUUCCAGACCCGCUCGCUCUUUGAGGACCUCAACGCCGGGCGCACGCCCUCCUGGGACGUCUACGCGCAGGUCAUUGAGCCGGAUGCUGUCGCACGCUCCCCUGUCGACAUCUUCGACGCCACCAAGACGCUGCCGUUCAAGGACUUCCCCCUGCGCAAGUUUGGCCGCAUCGUGCUGGACAGAAACCCAGAGAACAACUUUGCCGAGGUCGAGCAGGCGGCUUUUAGCCCGACCAACAUCGUGCCUGGUUGGUCUCUGUCGCCAGAUCCAAUCCUCCAGACCCGUGCCCUCGCCUACGCAGACACCCAGCGAUAUCGUCUGGGCACGAACUUCAUCCAGUUCCCCAUCAACCGCCCGGCCUAUUCCUUCACCCCCCUCAACCGCGACGGCCAGGGCGCCAGCGGCGACAACCUAGGCGCUACCCCCAACUACUACCCCAGCUCCUUCUUUGCCUACGGCGCCGCCGCCCAGUACGCCACCUCGGGCGUAAACGAGGAGCGCUUUGACGGCCCCGUGGUCGACUACGAGUCCCCCCUCCGCCCGGAUGACUUUGCCCAGGCUACCUCGUUCUGGCGGGACGUGCUGGCCCGCGAGAAGGGCCAGCAGGACAACUUUGUCGGCAACGUCGCGGCGCACCUGCGAAGCGCGGUGGCGGCCGUGCGGGGUGAUGUGUAUGCGCUCUUUGCGCGCGUGGACGAGGAGCUGGGCAAGAGGAUCGCGCGGGCGACGGAGAUUCUGGUGGCGGAGGCGGCGGCCGCAGAGGAAAAUGGGGCUGUGGAGGGCGACGCGGCGCAGGCGACUAGGAAGAUUGCGGUGCUGCAUCGGCAGAAGGUUGAGAUUGCUGGGGGUGAGCGAGGGGUGGUCGUGCAGAAAUGA
Messenger RNA from Cryphonectria parasitica EP155, 1683 nucleotides. RefSeq names its product catalase-domain-containing protein. The transcript has 3 exons. Gene Ontology annotation, cellular component: mitochondrion; cytoplasm; peroxisome. The record is from RefSeq and is a predicted model, not a curated record. Gene Ontology annotation, molecular function: catalase activity; heme binding. Lineage: Eukaryota; Fungi; Ascomycota; Sordariomycetes; Diaporthales; Cryphonectriaceae. The coding region runs from base 1 to 1683 and encodes 560 amino acids. Gene Ontology annotation, biological process: hydrogen peroxide catabolic process; response to hydrogen peroxide.